Messenger RNA from Closterium sp. Yama58-4, 1338 nucleotides. NCBI's taxonomy places the organism in Eukaryota, Viridiplantae, Streptophyta, Zygnematophyceae, Desmidiales, Closteriaceae. The record is from the annotation of a GenBank genome assembly.
AUGGCUGCGUGCGACGUCGCUGCGAUGCAACGGUCUGGCCUCAGGCUUGUGCUCGCUGCUGCGCUGGCUGCUCUCAUGCUCUCAGCGUGUGCGCCCAGGGCGGCGGAAGCCCUGCGCCUGGCAUGCACUGAUCGCAGCUGCGGCGCCAACGCGAGGUGCCUCAAGAGCGUGGCGGGCUGGGCGGACUGCGUGUGCGACAGGGGCUUCAAGCUGCUGCCCAACGCCUCCUGCGCGCAAUUCUGCACGAGCGCGGACUGUGGGGAGAACGGGUACUGUGAGGAGGAGCAGGGGGGGCUCACCACGUGUCGCUGCAACACUGGCUUCGCCAAGACCGCCGACGGCUGUGUUGACACGUGUGUGCUCCUGGAGUGCGGUGUGAACGGGCAGUGCGUGAAGGACGAGGAGGGGGCGGCGUCGUGUGUGUGUGACGCUGGCUUCACGCUGCGAGAUGAUGGCAAGUCGUGCGCUGAGAAGGCGCCCAGGGCUCCAGCCGUCGUCCUGCCACCUGCUGCUAGUAACUGCCGCUGCCCGCGGGGCCAAGAGAAGGACGCGGAGGGCAACUGCGUUGCUCGCAGCUGUGGUUCCUGCAAAUGGCGUUUCUGGCCGGGCCGAUUGUGUUGUCGCCGCCCCCACGUGUCUGCCUGCAGACCCAUGGACGACACGUGCAAACUGCAGGCAUGUGGUGAGAACGGUCGCUGUGUGAAGGAUGAGGCGGGGACGGCGUCGUGUGUGUGUGACAUUGGCUUCACGCUGCAAGAUGACGGCAGGACGUGCACGGAUAAUUGCAUCCUUAAGUGGUGUCAGAAGCCCAAAAUUUGUAGGAAGAUGGAAGACGGCGCGGCGGACUGUGUGUGCAAGCCAGGCCACGCGCCGCUCUACGGCACUUGUGUUGGGCCGACCACGUGUGGCAACUGCCCGGCCCUGGCCACAUGCACGCUGGUCUCGUCCACCAGAAAGGCUCCUUACUGCGUCUGCCCUUCUGGCUUUGGCAUGACCGACACUGGUUGCGUCCGUGGAGCCUCCCCAACCGUCUCCUCUGCGAGUCUCACCUUCUACAGCCAGCCGGAAUAUGCCUUGACGCCCUCCACCUUCACCAUGCGUGUGAGAUACUCCGGAUGCACCAACCUACCUUCAACAAUCGCUCGCAACGUCCGGUCGUACUGGCGGGUGGACCGGGCACCGGGAGGAGCGGGGCACUGCCGGUUUGUCAACGUGUAUCGCUAUGCCAACUGUGUUACGCUGGUGGCUCAGCUGCCUGCCCUCUCACUCACCAGCAUCGAUGCAGAGGGUGUCUCACCCACAUCAGCUGGCAUGCUGUCUUUCAUGUGUGUCCGCUAA